GCCUAUAGUGGCGAUCCUGGGGAAAAUUUAAGCAGCUGUGGCCAUGUAAUUUAAAACCUCAGAAGAGUGUGCUGUGCUCUGUGCACAGCAUUAGUACAACAUGAGGGCUGGAUGCAGCUGGCUCUCUGGAAGACGUCCUUGCCCGUUGCCGGACAGAGAAGUUUGAGAGGCAAACCUGGGUGCAGCCGGAAAGGUCCAGAUAGAUGAGCUUGUGGCAUCCGUUUCCCAAGUUCAGGAACUCCACACACUCUUCCUGAACUGCAUUAGUUAAGAACAUCCAAACUUGGAUUUCAAAGGCGUAUGUCCUUGUUCCACCUGUCUUCGGGCCAGCUGGAUGUCAGGAUGCGCACGGUGAUCCUUGUGAUACUGCUCUGCUUUUGCAGAGCUGCUGAGCUGCGCAAGGCCGGCCCGGGUGCUUUGAGAAGCAGAACAAAUCCCAACCCCAGCCGGGCAACUGCCCGGAGAGGCUCCAACCCGGUCAAACGCUAUGCACCAGGCCUCCCCUGUGAUGUGUACACAUAUCUCUAUGAGAAAUACUUAGACUGUCAAGAAAGAAAAUUAGUUUAUGUGUUACCCGACUGGCCUCAAGAUUUGCUGCACAUGCUGUUAGCGAGAAACAAAAUCCGUGUACUGAAGAACAGCAUGUUUUCCAAGUUUAAAAAGCUGAAAAGCCUGGAUCUGCAGCAGAACGAGAUCUCCAAAGUUGAGAGCGAGGCGUUCUUCGGUUUAAAUAAACUUACCACCCUCUUACUACAGCACAACCAGAUCAAAGUCUUGACGGAGGAGGUGUUCAUUUAUACACCUCUGCUGAGCUACCUGCGUCUUUAUGACAACCCCUGGCACUGUACUUGUGAGAUAGAAACACUCAUUUCAAUGUUGCAGAUUCCAAGGAACCGAAAUUUGGGGAACUAUGCCAAGUGCGAAAGCCCACAAGGACUGAAAAAUAAAAAGCUACUGCAGCUAAAAGCUGAAGAGUUAUGUAAUGAAGAGGAAAAAGAGCAACUGGACCCCAAACCUCAAGUUUCAGGAAGACCCCCAAUCAUCAGGCCGGAGGCAGACUCGACUCUGUGCCAUAAUUAUGUGUUUCCCAUACAAACGCUGGACUGCAAGAGGAAAGAGUUGAAGAAAGUUCCAAACAACAUCCCUCCAGACAUUGUUAAGCUUGACUUGUCAUACAAUAAAAUCAACCAGCUCCGACCCAAGGAAUUUGAAGAUGUUCAUGAACUAAAGAAAUUAAACCUCAGCAGCAAUGGCAUUGUAUUCAUAGAUCCUGCUGCCUUUUUAGGACUGACACACCUAGAAGAGCUAGAUUUAUCAAACAACAAUUUGCAAAACUUCGACUAUGGAGUGUUAGAAGACUUGUAUUUUCUGAAACUCCUGUGGCUCAGAGAUAACCCUUGGAGAUGCGACUACAGCAUCCACUACCUCUACUAUUGGUUAAAGCACCAUUACAAUGUCCAUUACAACGGCCUGGAAUGCAAAACGCCUGAAGAAUACAAAGGGUGGUCUGUGGGGAAAUAUGUGCGGAGUUACUAUGAAGAAUGCCCUAAAGACAAGUUACCAGCAUACCCUGAGACAUUUGACCAGGACACAGAUGAUGAUGAAUGGGAAAAAAUACAGAGGGAUCACAUCCCAAAGAAGCAGCGUGUAAGAAUCACCAUAGUGGGGUAACUUAGAAACUGCUCCAGUUGUAGCUAUACCGGUGUCAGAAAACACAUGUUUACAUUUUAGUUAAUUGUGUUGCCUAUUUAUACAAGGCUAUCCAUCUAUCAGAAGCUUCCUUUGAUUUUUAAAAAAUAUUAUUAUGUUGUAAUAAUUUGAGUCAUCAAGGGAGCUCUCUUAUCCUGCUUUCCUGCCCAUCUGUGGAACAGCCUCUGAUUAUAUAAUUCCACAAUGGGCCGGGCAUGGUGGUACACACAUGAAAUCCCAGCACUCAGGAGACUGAGGCAGGCAGAUCAUGAGGCCAGCCUGGGCUACAUAGAGAGACAUAGUCUCAAAAUAAGCAAAACCAAACUAUUCCACACUGGUGAUGUACAGGAGCUAAAUCUCAAUGAUGGUGUUAGAAUUUUGUAACGUCUUGCGUAUAUAUUUUAAUUGCUGUUUGAAAAUAAAAUAAAAACAGGGUUCAUUUUUA
Molecule: messenger RNA, 2134 nt
Organism: Nannospalax galili (Upper Galilee mountains blind mole rat)
Lineage: Eukaryota; Metazoa; Chordata; Mammalia; Rodentia; Spalacidae
Gene: Lrrc17
Product: leucine rich repeat containing 17
Exons: 4
Coding region: 301-1671 (456 amino acids)
Molecular function (GO): protein binding
Source: RefSeq, a predicted model, not a curated record